UUGACUACCAUUCUCUUCAUCGUUUUCAACUGGAUGUUUUCUUGCGAUGGAAGCCAUGAUCAUCUACACUCCUGUCCAAGUCUCCAUUCGGAUGGUUCUAUCGUAACUAAGCAGGAUARCACUCUCAAAGGACAUGUACGACAAUCUUUACGUGAAGUAAGCUUCAUUCAGUGUGGUCUUCGAUGUCAAAGACACCAAUGGUGUAUUUCGAUCAAUUUUCAAAUUACCACCGGGCAAUGUGAGCUAAAUGACUAUGGAGUCAAAGAUGAAACGUCAGCUGAAGGAGAAGAGUUUGAAAAACGACAAGGCUUUGUCUACUCACAAUUACGACCUGAGAAAUUUGGUUGCCAAACGAGCAUAUGUCUUAAUGGCGGAACUUGUUCUCUUGGUUGCAUGGCAACACAUCUGACCGGAGGCUAUAUUUGUAAAUGUACGGCAGGAUUCACCGGAUCACAUUGUCAGAACAAUAUAGAUGAGUGUUCAAGCAAGCCUUGUCAGAAUGGUGGAGCAUGCUCAGAUCAAAUCAAUGGUUACAAUUGUACAUGUACGACAGGGUUCACUGGUAAAGAUUGUGAAACAAAUAUUAACGAGUGCUCAAGUAGCCCUUGUCAGAAUGGUGCAACAUGUACAGAUCAGGUCAAUGGUUACAAUUGUACAUGUAMGACAGGAUUUACYGGUACAAAUUGUGACACAAAUAUCAACGAGUGUUCUAGUAAACCAUGUCAAAAUGGCGGAACAUGUUCGGAUCGAGUCAAUGGAUAUAGCUGUACCUGCGCAACAGGAUACAGUGGUACUAACUGCGAUAAAAGUACUUCAAGGAAUACCAAAUGUGAGUUGUACUGGCCGUUUGCUAGCACUAGCAGCCUGAUAUCUAUGGACAAUGCCUUGAGCUCCAAGCAACUUACUGAGUUCACAAUAUCACUUUGGCUCAAUGUUCCUGCUAAUAGCGGCGUCACACUUUACCCGUUUACCUACGCAACGYCAUCGAUAACAUCAGCCUUAAGCGUUGCUAUAAACACUGAUGGAAUAGCUGAGAUAACGAUCCUAGGAAGGGCCAAGAGUAUACAGUCAGGAUUUAAACGAGACAGCUCAUGGCAGCACUGUGCGAUUACAUGGACAUCCAAUACUGGCAAAGUACUUCUCUAUCAUAAUGGUAUCCAAAAAGGCUCUGAAGUUGGACUACAACAAAAUAGUCACGUCCCUCCAGGAGGUACGCUAAUCGUUGGACAAUACCAAGGAAGUUAUAAAGGAGGCUUCGACUCCAAUAAACUCAUGGUUGGGUAUAUGGCUGAUCUUAAUAUCUCGUCAAAAGCUUUCAACGCUACAGCAAUAUCAUCGCAUUCUAAAGUGUGCUUUUCUUUCCCAAGCUCAGCAGAMGAUGUGGUUUUAUGGGGUAAUAUUUUAGGWCUUGAGGCAAAGGGAACUUUGAUUAAGAGCUGUCCAUCAACUUGUCCAUCAUCGUAGACCUUACUUCGUUGGGUUUCAAGAACUAUUUCUUGAUGUAAAUUAUUUUUUAUUUUUCCUUAUCUAAGGCAAUAUGCCGUAUAUCGUACCAAUACGGCAGAAACCCUUGUAUCACUUUCUAGUCACAAUUGUGACAUUUUUUGGGGUUAUAUAUCUUCUCUGGUCGAUUUCUGGCAUCAAGUUUGUCUUAAUUUUGCCAUAGAAAAAAACAUCCCUUGCUGCUUUGUAAAACUGUAACGAAGCUGUGUAGAAGAGGAUGUUGAAGAUAACUUGAUCCGAAACUCGUGACAGAGCUUUCGAAUAUGAAAGGCAAAUGGGAAGAGAUGGUCACUUAAAUGAGCGUUUUCAUGACUCUGCUUAGCUCUAGAAAGAUUCUGGGGUUGUUCUYAUUUUCAACAAUCUACUAAAGUAUACGAAAACCUUUUUUUUUUCGUUUCUCCCCAGUGUCGAUGUACGACAUCAAUCYAUUGCGAGUCAAAUGCUUGGUUAUGGUUUCCGCCUCGUACAAUGAAAAUUUUAAUUUUUUGAUUCAUUUUAAAAAGACUCAAAUUCACUGAUGACUAGCUGGUAAUGUGUCCAGUGAGGUACGGGAUGCCACAACAGCUAGUAGUCAAAAUUGUUUAUUUUUCCUGCAUAAUACCAUACCAUAAAUCAUCCCUGAACACUGCUAUAUCCUGUAGCCCGAGUAAGCCCUCUAUGAGUACCUACCUUACAUAAUGUACCUUAUUAAGUCGAGUCCACUUAAUUUUCGCGUAACUUAAUUUUCCUGAAUUUUGCGAUUUGAAAAAUAUCGCAAAAAUUAGAUAUUGCAAAAGCGGUGAAGAAAAUUAAAUGACGACUCAUAAUUAUUUUUUAAUGCCGCCAUCUGAUGAGUUCUUCCCAACAAUGCAUAGAUCCGAGGAAAUUAUACUUUGAACAAUGAAUACAAGCUGUUUGUUGUGUGCUAGUAUUCAACUUGAAUAAUAUUUUUAAUUAAAAGCUUUGGGUGCGCAGAAUCGCAACAGUGACUUGUUUCCACUUGUGUUAAUAAAAUCGCGAAAAUUAAGUGGAAUAAAGUAGUAAUUUGCCUCCCGUUGACUGUUUUAAUUACCUAUCGCGACAUUUGAUAACAAAGCUAAAUUUUAUUGACAAUAAAG
This is a messenger RNA of Exaiptasia diaphana, 2600 nucleotides long. Its product is annotated as sushi, von Willebrand factor type A, EGF and pentraxin domain-containing protein 1. The transcript is spliced from 7 exons. Gene Ontology annotation, molecular function: calcium ion binding. The record is from RefSeq and is a predicted model, not a curated record. The coding region runs from base 34 to 1464 and encodes 476 amino acids. Lineage: Eukaryota; Metazoa; Cnidaria; Anthozoa; Actiniaria; Aiptasiidae.